This is a messenger RNA of Clonostachys byssicola, 468 nucleotides long. NCBI's taxonomy places the organism in Eukaryota, Fungi, Ascomycota, Sordariomycetes, Hypocreales, Bionectriaceae. The record is from the annotation of a GenBank genome assembly.
AUGUAUAUCCCUCUGUCCCUGCCACCUCUCCGGUCGUUGGCGCCGUAUAAGCGUCAUGACUCGGGGAAGCCAGAUCAAAGCCAGCAGCAGAAUCAUGAACGCCACUUUCUACACGAGGAUGCUUCCAUGCAAAGCGCCGUCAAGCGCCGUCAGUUCUCUGAAGAUGGCACCAAGAAUGCGAAUAUACGGACAGGCCUCAUCGUAGGUCUUGUCCUCGCCGUUUUCCUCAUCGGUGUCUGCCUCUUCUGUUUCAUGUAUCGCUAUACGAUUCAAAACGGCACCGUAAAAAUCAUCAUCAUCAUCAUCAUCCUCAUCAUCGUGUCAGGAAGAACUCCAAAGGAAGCUCUCGAAGUUCUGGUAGCUCGAAAAGCUCCGAUGGAGGUGCUGCCGACGCACCACCUCCAGCAGAAGCGGCAGCUGCAGAUCCACCAGCUGCAGAUCCGCCACCAGAGGGCUGAAAACCGUCCC